Molecule: messenger RNA, 1714 nt
Organism: Cucurbita pepo subsp. pepo (vegetable marrow)
Lineage: Eukaryota; Viridiplantae; Streptophyta; Magnoliopsida; Cucurbitales; Cucurbitaceae
Product: putative serine/threonine-protein kinase CST
Biological process (GO): protein phosphorylation
Molecular function (GO): protein kinase activity; ATP binding
Source: RefSeq, a predicted model, not a curated record
AUGAUAAGUGUUCAAUGAGUUUGAGAAGACUAUAAUUCCAGUCUUCGCCUAAGAGAUGAUUUCGAAAUCGUUGCGGAGAGAGAAUUGAAAAGCUUGAGGUCUGUAUGCCGUAAUCUGUUAGAGCCAUAUUAUCAGAUUACAAGAUUGAAAGUUGUUUUUGUGCGUUUUUCACACCAAUUGUCAGCGAUUACGUGAGUGGAUUUUUCUUUUUGGUUCCAUUGACCGAGAAAUUCAAGCUCCAGUUAUGGAAGAGUGCGCAAUCCAAUGAUAAGCGACGUAUAGAGGCUUUUCCUUUUCUUUCCUGCUCGCUUUACGCCGAUUCCCUAAGAUUUUGGUCUUGACUUCAGUUUUUUCUUGUUUGAUUUGCGGACGAGAAUUGCUGAACUUCUUGUUUCGUUGAUUGAACGCAAUAAAACUGUUAAGAAUGGGAAAUUGUUUACAUUCUUCAACUCCUCGUGCUAAUUCCAUUAGCAGCCAGGCGCUAUCUUCUACUCCAGGGACAUCGAGCAAUCACAGCAAGAGCGUAGGGUUUUCAGGUACCAAUAGCACCGCCGGCGCAAGUCUAUUUUCAGAGGCGGCGAGCGUGGAUGUGAAUGAGCGCUAUCCGAACGGGAAAAUCCUUGACCAACCAAACUUGAAGGAGUUCAGCUUCGCUGAGCUGAAACUCGUUACCAAAAACUUCAGACCUGAAUCCUUGAUCGGUCAGGGAGGUUUUGGGAAGGUGUAUAAGGGCUGGGUUGAUGAGAAGACGCUGGCUCCUUCUAAGAGCAAUUCUGGAAUGGUGAUUGCCAUUAAGAAAUUAAACACAGAAAGUGUCCAAGGUUUUCAGGAGUGGCAGGCUGAAGUGAACUUUUUAGGACGGCUGAAUCAUCCAAAUCUUGUCAAAUUAUUGGGUUUCUGCUGGGAUGAUGAAGAAUUGCUUCUUGCAUAUGAAUUCAUGCCCAGGGGAAGCUUGGAAAACCAUCUCUUUGGAAGGCGUUCUUCCAUAGAACCCCUAUCUUGGGAAAGAAGGCUCAAGAUUGCAAUUGGCGCAGCUAGAGGCUUGGCUUUCUUGCAUUCCGCAGAAAAAGAAGUUAUAUACAGAGAUUUUAAAGCGUCAAACAUUCUUCUAGAUAUGGAUUACAACUCGAAAAUCUCGGAUUUUGGCUUGGCAAGAUUGGGGCCUGCAGGUGAAAGAUCACAUGUAACAACAAGAAUUAUGGGCACGUACGGUUACGUUGCCCCGGAAUACGUUAGUACAGGUCAUCUAUACGUGAAGAGCGACGUUUAUGGGUUUGGUGUGGUGCUGCUCGAGAUUAUGACAGGCUUGCGAGCACAUGAUCCGAAUAGGAGCUACGAACAGCGCAAUCUGGUCGAAUGGGCCAAGCCACGCUUGGAGAAGAAAAAAAAGAUCAAAAGAUUAAUGGAUGCAAGAAUAGAAGGUCAGUAUUCAUUGAGAGCAGCCGCUCUAGUGGGAGAUCUUACUCUAAAAUGCCUGGAAACAGAUCCUAGAAAGCGCCCCUCCAUGCAAGAAGUUCUUGAGGCAUUGGAACAGGUCGAAGAAUCGAGGGAAAAACCGAAAGAGUCGAAGAAUAGCGACUCGCAGUCUAAACAACUUCAUCAAAAACAGGCAAACAGUUCAUCAGCUAAAUGAAGGCCAUAAGGAGGUGAGGUCGGAAUAUAUUUGAUUGUAUGUAUUAUGAGUUAAAUGUUUGAAGUUUAUAUAGAAGAAAAG